This is a messenger RNA of Hyposmocoma kahamanoa, 6127 nucleotides long. It is a transcript of the gene sky, whose product is annotated as TBC1 domain family member 24. The record is from RefSeq and is a predicted model, not a curated record. The transcript has 13 exons. The coding region runs from base 642 to 2486 and encodes 614 amino acids. NCBI's taxonomy places the organism in Eukaryota, Metazoa, Arthropoda, Insecta, Lepidoptera, Cosmopterigidae.
AGAGGAACGGACGAACGCCUCGCGUUUCUCACAGAACGCGUAUAAAUUCACGGACGUGCGAUAUUGUUCAUCGAACUCAGUAUAUUUACACGGGACCAAGCGUCUGAGCGGCUCCGAAACUAUUUUCAGCACAUUUACGAAUCAGAACAGAAAAAACCUUAACGACUUUCACCGGAUACAUCGAUAAUUCGAUUAGCGAGACAAGGGGUUGCGAAUUAUCCCAGAUAUCAGUAAAUUGAUCACUAUACGAGAAUGUAUUGGUGUGAUGGGCCAGUAGGCGACAUAUCCGUGUGAUGUACUGUGUGGUUCAUUUAAGUGACAAAGCGACAGAGGCUCCCAUUCGACAUUAUUAUCCUAUUCGUGAUUGUCAUCACGUUGGACCGGGAGCUGGCCACUCGGGUUAGUCGUCGCGGGGACUCCAAAGCGGCAAAUACGGAGUUGCAAACCCUGCUCCGCAUCAUACAUCGCCAGGAUUACGAUCUAAAAAUGGUGCAGCAGGAUUUGACUUAGGCACGUGGUGGUGCGUGGAUUGACAGUGACAGUGCGAUGGCUCGGGGCGGCUCGCGGGUGUGAGCUCCGUGUGAGCCUAGACCACGGUGUGAGUGUAGUGUCUAGUCAUUGUGUGUGUGAGUGCGUCCGGGAUGCCCUCAGCGAUGUUGUCGGCAGUGCUUGAAGAGGAGCCCGACCUGUACGAGGCGUUUCCACCUCACGUUGACCCCACCGGAAUUACAAUUUUAACAGACAGUCCACCAGGCAAGAAAGCACCACUCAAAACCUUCGAGGAGAUCCAGCCUCUAUUGCAGCAGGGCCGCAAGCGGGAGCUCAAACCCCUCAUCAGAGAAAACUCCUGGCCUAUCAAUAGCCCGGUCCGCGCUCAACUUUGGCCUGCGCUCUGCCGACAACACCAACAUGGAAAAUCGAUGCUGGACGGAUUCUACUGGGACAUGGUCACACAGGUGUUCGGCACAGUGGAAUUGCCGGAUAAGCCAAUUAUGCUGCCUCCGUUUGUGGAGGCAACACACUGCCUCGGCUACCACCUGACCCGCAAAGGGCGGGCCGUGGCUGACAGAGUCGUCUCAGUCCUGGGUUAUGCCUGCCCGGACAUCACAUACAGCCCUAGUCUUUACCCCAUCACAGCCGCUUUGCUGCACUUCAUGCCUGAGGAGGAGUGCUACCACUGCAUGGCGAGCCUGGUGGCGUCCAAGGAGAAGAUGUUCAUAACGCAGACCAAGCUCCUCAACGAAGUCACCUGGAAAACUGUCAUGCAGAUUGCUAAGAAGUAUGCCAAGUCAGCAGCACAGCACUUGUCACGACUAUCUGGUGCCAUUGGCCCAGAACGGAUCUACGCUGAUUGGCAAUGGUGGAUUCUAGCUGCCUUGCCAUUCCCGCAUCUUGUACGAGUUUUAGACUGUUUCUUCCAUGAAGGCAUUAAGGUGUUCUACAGGGUAGCGCUAGCGAUCCUAAUCCUCUUCCAUAAGCACUCGUCGAACCAGAAUUCGGAGUGGUACGCCGAGGCGACAAAGAACGGCGCUGACCAUGCCAUCGACAAGUUCUGUAGGAACAUGCCCGUUACGCCGACAAAACUCCUGCGCACCGCCUUCACUAUACGUGCUUUAAGUUCACAGUACAUAUCGAGAGUGUUUAUAAAGACAGAAAUGACGUUGAAGUCCAAGCAAGUGAUAACGGGCUCGCGACUCGUAAAGUCUCGAUCCUCAGACAACUUACCCACCAGCCAGUCACAAGUAAACAUUCAGAUGAUGUCACAUACCCUCACUAUUAGAGAGAGCCCGCGCUCCUCCCACCUGGCCAUGUGGUUCCCAUUCCCUAACGCGGUGUUCAAGGACCAGCACCAACAUCAGUCUGAACUCCGCCAGAAGGUGACCCAACUAUUCACGCUGUGGUCAUGGCUGCCGGUGAGGAUCACGAUGUAUCAGCCGGUGUUGCUGUACACGACAGAGGAGCACGGGUGCUCGUUGACCACGUUCUUCGUGCGCGUAGAACACCAUGAGCCUACGUUGCUUAUGAUCAAGACUUGCAAUAACGAGGUAUUUGGAGCGUACUGUUCCACGCGAUGGCUGGAGAGGAACCAAAAGGACGAACGUGGAAACAGACAGGCGUAUUUUGGCACCGGAGAAACAUUCCUGUUUAGCCUGCAUCCCGACCGCGCUAAAUACCCCUGGGUUGGCUGCGUGGAAGAAGAACAGAAGAAGAAACAACAAGAAGAAAAUAUACAAGAAUUGAAAGAAUUGGGAGAUGAGGAGGAAAAGAAAGUAGACGAGCGUACUCCACAUGCAAAAAAUUUGUUCAUGGCCGCCGAUAGUACGAUGAUCACCGUCGGCGGAGGAGAUGGCCAAGCGAUAUGGAUGGACGAAAACAUAAGGUUCGGCAAAACGGACCGCUGCUCCACAUUCAACAACCCGCCUCUCUGCCCCAGCGGGGACUUCGAGAUCCGCGUUCUCGAGGUGUACGGCUUUGCAGGCGCGUAAAUGCCACGCCGUGACCAAGUCCUUACUCUACGAGUGUCCAAUAAUUCGAAGUGAAAUAAUCUCGAUAUAACGUGUUUUUGCGAAGGUGUCAUAUCCCCGAGCGUGAUAUUUGUUGUGACCGCAGCUUCACGGCGUAACGCCCCGAAGCGUUGACAGAUGCCGCUCGAGGUCAUCAAUAGAUUACACACCCAUGUUUUUGAACUUUCCAAUCCGAAAAUAUCUAAAGCAUCACAACAUGUUUUCCAAAAAUAUUCAAUAAAAUUCAGCUGUUAGUGUUACUGCUAUUUGCCGGUGACUAUAUUUCAAUGUUAUCGAUCGUGUGUCAGUUAAAAAUUAGAAGUCACCAAUGUGCGAUAUUAUUGAUCACCCCUUGCCGUUACGAUCAGACUGUGUAGAUGUGUAUCUAUAUUUAUUCGACUCGCUGUUCUAUAUGUGCCCCUUAGCUAUCCUAUCGUAACACAGCUGUCCUUUAAGACAACGAAGUAGGUUGUUUCGAAAUAUUUACUAGUGUUUUGAAUGUCCGAGUGUAAGUACAAAAUGGACGUUUCUUACCUACUCUAGUUGGAUUUAAAUACGCUUAUGUAAAAGCAAUAUAUCUGUGGGCCUAGCCGUGCGAUGGGAAUGUACAUUUCCCAGUUUUGUUGGUGUCGAUGUGAACAUUCCAGUGACUGGGUACCACACACUCGGCUACAAUAAAACUACAGAAUGAUUUUUAGGGGUCUUAUACAGAUUGACAAUUUAACGUAAUUAUAAAACCGCUUAACAAUUUUAAGCAGAACUGUUAUGCAGUUUUAUAUGGAUAGAAUUGUUAUGCCACAUAAUUAUACUCCCGAUUUUUAGAUGAUUUUGAUGAUUUUCUUUGGGUUCAGUAUGAUUACGAGAUCAUAUUUUACAUGUAUGUUUAGGUCCAAAGAUCUGUAUUUGGUAUCGCAUCGGAAAGGUCAAAGCCCUACAUACUCGAUGCUGAUGUAUGCUGAAUAGUGGGGAUUGACCCUAAGACUACGUUAUACUCAGUCCAUAACCACAUGUCGUUGCUCACAAAAAUGUACCAAAGAAAUUAUUUGUAGACGAAUAAUCCUGUUAUACGUAUCUGAUAGAUAUAUUCGUUAAAUAAAAUUAGUGAAUAACACCCGAAUGUAUUCAUAUAAUACAGGGUCCUUUUAUAGUUGAUAUUUGCUCAUUUUGGAUGAUAUUUUUGUCUCUACGACUAGAAAUUAACUAGAAGAUAGUAUGACAAAAUAAUUCCAAUAUUUGCUAGAAAAAUACGUUUUUGUUAAAAAAGAAACUUUUUCUUCUCUCUAUAUAAUUUUGAUAAUUUUGUAAAUGCAACUUUACAUUACCACAAUGCAUCUAUCAAAUACGUAUAUCAGGGGCAAUAAUGACAGUUACAAGUCACUGUUAUUCAGCUUUGUUUUUAUAGUAUUAUUUUUUACAUAUAUCGGAGGUUAUGUGCCAAAAUUGGACCAUUAUAAGAAUUUCAUCAUUGGUUUGAAAAAUUUCUAAAACUAUUACACAAUUGUCGUGUAUUAUUUUUAAUUUGAUUUUACUUUGACUUAUAUAAUUCGAGUGGAAUAAUAGUUGUAAUGAUGUCGGAUAGUUUUAUAAAGUGUUAUAGUCAUGUAGUGGUGUUAUAAAAAUAUGUCCGCCUUAAGUUUAGAAGGUCGCGGUUGUCGUUAUUUAGAAAUCUAAUGGGAGAAGAAGAAAGACGAGACACGUUUUCGUAUUUCUUGCCUAAUUUUUUUCAAAGAAAUACAUAAAUACAAAAAUUUGUCUCCGCUACAAAGGAUGCGCUUACAAGUUACCGCAAAAGGCGUUGAGCUCAACAAACGCGUGGUGUUGACGACGUCAUCUGCGUCAAACCUGGAGAAUUAUAUGGGGAAUAUCAGCAUAAUGAGGAUAUGUAGACUUAACAGCGAAAUAACGGUAACGUCAGCAACAUCAGACUCUGUAUGCGUUUUUAGCUUUAAAUAAUAGUACAAUCAAAUCUUUCGUCUCUCUGAUCUCUACUUUUUAUAAUCGUCGUAAUAUAUAAUGACCUAAAAAUACACGCCACUAUAUGUUUAUAAGGCUGGUUUUCCAAUGCAAUUGUCGUACAAUGUCACAAGAAACAUAUCCCUGUCAGUACAAAGGGGUUCCCUGCGUUCAUAUCGGUCGCGGCUUGUAAAUGCUAUGUUUUUUUGUAUAUAAUUUUUUCUGGUCGAAUGUCUGCCCACUUAUAUAACAUUGAAAUUGAAACAGUGUCGUGAAGCCUUUUUAUUUUAUUUAAAAAGUGGAAGUGUAGUUCGAUUUUUAAUUCGCCGAACUCAACUGCCUUUUAUUAUGUUGCCAGUUUUUGAUAAAAUAAAAAUAGUGUUGUCUCGGAGAUCGAUGUCAAUGGCUCAUUUCAUUGGGUCAUCGUCCCUAAUCAUGUUACUUAACAAAUUUUUCUGUGUCAUUGGCCUGAUGUAGAAUGAACCAAACAUCAGUAAUUAUACAAUGAACAUGGCAACACUAUUUUACAUUCGUUACUAACGGGUUUUCAAUUCAAAAUUCGACUUUAUGGUGUUUGAGAAUAAAAUUUAUGCGUUGUUAUGUUGAUGGGUCUUUGCCGCUGAAAAUCCAUCCUAAGUUUGGUCGGUAAUAUUAAAAAUCUGGAACGUACAAGAUUAAUGAUAAUUUUCCACUAAUCCCCAGUACUACGCUUGUGGGGAUUUGUGGAAAUAAAUCUCACCAUACCCACCACUGGGGAUUUGUGGAAUAUACCUAAAGUGGGCAGGCAGACUCCUCAAAACGUAGCGAAACUGGGAUUUGUCGUGGUACUACAUAUGAUAUGUUUAUCAACGCCUAAGACUUGUUUUAAAAUUCAGAUUAUUUAUAUAAUUUAUUGAGUAGGUAACAAGUAACGGUUUAUGUAUGUUAUAAGCGCCCCCCUGCUACCGGUUGCAUGUGUUAAGUUUUCAAGGGAGCUAUAUUUUUUCCUUUUAAUUUCGUACAGCUGGCAUCACGACUCUGUCCGCAAUGUUCGUGUCGUAGGUAGAUAGAAGGAUUAGACUUGUAUUGCCAACUGUGCCUUUUCUGGCUAUCAUAAAGUUGUAUACAUUGACUGUGUUUUCGAUAUAUUGUGUUCUUUGCAACUUUGCAAAUACGCGUACCGUCAAAGUUGCAGGUUUAUAUUCAGCCCGUAUAAAAUGACCGCCGGUCGCAGACGGGCGUCUCGCGAUAUGUUGCUGUUAGCCAAUUGUCGUUGAUCAGUGUAAAGUCUAGUCUUUAUCCUGUUUUUUAUUAUCUCUAACGAUAUAAUUAUUAUCUAAAUAUUUACGAAUUGAUAUUUAAAUUUUUGUGCGAUUUUGCCCCGCUCAAGGGGCGCGUAGGCUCGUGUUAGUUAGUUUUUAAGUACAUAUAAAUGUAAACUAUACAGUUAUUAAUCUCCAUUGUCCUUUUCAGUAUUUGUGGUGUACGUUUUUUUUUAUGUGAGGAGCAUAUCAUGUAAAAUGACAAUGUGUGGCGGCUUAGCGUCGUGGCGUGAUUGCGAAAGCUUUGUUUUGUUACGAUGUACUGUUACAUUCGAAUAGUUUUAGUCCGUCGCUUAGGCGACGGUGUAAAACUCGUUUAUGGUAAUGUAAAUGUUGCUUUAUAAUGUCUACAAAAUAUAUAAUCCCGUA